UCUUUUUGGAAGACACUAUGUAUUCAGGGUUAAAUGGAAUUUCUAUUUUUCGUGGUUGAUGAAUCUCCAUACUGAUUUCCAUACUGCUUGCAUUAGUUUACAUUUCUAGCAACAAUAUAAAAGGAUUUCUUUUUUACCUUGAUCUUGCCAGCAUUUCUUGAUUUUCACUUCCAUGAUAGUCUUUCCUGCUGGAGUGAAAUGGGAUCUCAGUGUUCGUUUUGAUUUACAUUGUAUUGGUGCCCAAAGAUGCUGAGCAUUUUUGGAAGGGUGUGCUCUUGUUCCUGGCUGCUCCCUGCACUCUGCUUCCUGGCUGUGUGUAAUGAACAGCUUCCCUUUCCCUUGUCCUUCCACCAUGCCGUGUCCACCUUGGAGCUGAGCCCACUGGAAACUCAAGCAGGUGAACCUCUCCUUCUUUAGUUGUCGUUGGGUACUGUGUCCCAGGUGAAGUGACUGAUACUCUUGCCUGCUCUAACCCAUUCAGCUCUUGAGGUUCUUGGGGAGGACUGUGAGAAGAUGAGAAAAUAAAGAAGAGACAAAGUUGGAGUCAGGUGGAGCCCUUACUCUCCUGAUGGGAGAGAAAACACUGCUCCACCACUAUAGCAGUUUAUACACCUGGAAGAAGAAGCUCAGGUCUUUUGGCUAGACCUAUGGUCGUUACUGAGACUUCACUGCACAUUUGUCAAGUGUGUUCCUCGUCCCUAAUGUGUAGAUACCUCAACAUGGACCUGCUACUUUAGCUAACACGAGCCAGCAAUGAAUAAUAGUAAGAUAUGUGCUGAUUAGAAGGCUCACUUGUGCAGUGCGGAGGAUAAACAGUGCCUUACAAAAAUGGGGUUUGGGAGUGACCUGAAGAAUUCACAUGAAGCUGUAUUAAAAUUGCAAGACUGGGAACUACGAUUACUGGAAACAGUGAAGAAAUUCAUGGCUCUGAGAAUAAAAAGUGAUAAAGAGUAUGCAUCUACUUUACAGAAUCUUUGUAAUCAAGUUGAUAAGGAAAGUACUCUCCAAAUGAAUUAUGUCAGCAAUGUAUCCAAGUCUUGGCUACUUAUGAUUCAGCAGACUGAACAACUUAGUAAGAUAAUGAAGGCACAUGCAGAGGACCUAAACUCUGGACCCUUACAUAGGCUUACCAUGAUGAUCAAGGAUAAGCAACAGGUGAAGAAGAGUUACAUAGGUAUUCAUCAGCAGAUAGAAGCAGAGAUGAUCAAGGUUACAAAAACAGAAUUGGAGAAGUUAAAAUCUAGUUAUCGACAGUUAAUCAGAGAAAUGAAUUCUGCCAGAGAGAAAUACAAAGAAGCUUUAGCUAAAGGGAAGGAAACAGAAAAGGCCAAGGAACGUUAUGACAAAGCCACAAUGAAACUUCAUGUGCUGCAUAAUCAGUAUGUGUUGGCAUUGAAAGGGGCUCAGCUUCAUCAAAAUCAGUAUUAUGAUACCACGCUUCCUCUGCUUCUGGAUUCUUUACAGAAAAUGCAAGAAGAAAUGAUAAAAGCACUAAAAGGUAUCUUUGAUGAAUACAGCCAGAUAACCAGUCUUGUUACAGAGGAAAUAGUAAAUGUUCAUCAAGAAAUUCAAAUGUCAGUCGAACAGAUAGAUCCUAGCACAGAGUACAAUAAUUUCAUAGACGUUCAUCGAACAACAGCUGCUAAAGAACAAGAAAUUGUAUUUGAUACUUCCUUAUUAGAAGAAAAUGAAAACCUUCAGGCAAAUGAGAUCAUGUGGAAUAAUUUAACAGCAGAAAGUUUACAAAUAAUGUUGAAAAAUUUAGCAGAAGAACUUAUACAGACACAGCAGAUGCUGUUAAAUAAAGAAGAGGCUGUCCUGGAGCUAGAAAAGAGAAUUGAAGAAUCUUCUAAGUCCUGUAUAAAGAAGUCUGAUAUUGUGUUACUGCUAAGCCAAAAACAGACACUUGAAGAGCUGAAACAAUCAGUUCAGCAGCUGAGAUGCACUGAGGCAAAGUUUGCAGCCCAGAAAGAAUUAUUAGAGCAAAAAGUACAAGAAAAUGAUGGAAAAGAGCCACCUCCAGUAGUAAAUUAUGAAGAGGAUGCACGAUCAGUUACAUCCAUGGAAAAAAAAGAGAGACUAUCCAAACUUGAGUCUAUUCGUCAUUCAAUUGCUGGGAUAAUUAGGCCUCCAAAAUCUGCAUCGAUCUCUUCAUCAUACUCUGAGGUGAUCGUCGUGAGUGAGAAGUCCCUGGCAGAGCAUGACUGGUACCAUGGUGCGAUUCCCAGGAUAGAAGCCCAAGAACUAUUAAAACAGCAAGGAGACUUCUUGGUGCGAGAGAGUCAUGGGAAACCUGGUGAAUAUGUCCUUUCUGUAUAUUCUGAUGGACAAAGGAGACACUUUAUCAUACAAUAUGUUGAUAAUCUGUAUCGAUUUGAGGGCACUGGAUUUUCAAGCAUCCCUCAACUCAUAGAUCAUCACUAUACAACAAAACAAGUCAUCACUAAGAAAUCAGGUGUAGUUCUCCUGAAUCCUGUUCCUAAGGAUAAGAAAUGGAUUCUCAACCAUGAAGAUAUUGCAUUGGGAGAAUUACUGGGCAAGGGAAAUUUUGGUGAAGUAUAUAAGGGCACAUUAAAGGAUAAAACUGCUGUUGCUGUUAAAACGUGUAAAGAAGGUCUUCCUCAGGAAUUGAAAAUAAAAUUUUUACAAGAAGCCAAAAUUCUCAAGCAAUAUGAUCAUCCUAAUAUUGUCAAACUUAUAGGAGUUUGCACACAAAGACAGCCUGUCUAUAUCGUUAUGGAACUGGUUCCAGGAGGUGAUUUCCUCACCUUUUUGAGAAAGAAGAAAGAUGAACUAAAACUUCAGCAGUUAGUGACUUUUUGCUUAGACGUUGCUGCUGGUAUGUUUUAUCUCGAGAGUAAAAACUGUAUUCACAGGGACCUUGCUGCAAGAAACUGCCUAGUAGGUGAAAAUAAUGUUCUGAAAAUCAGUGACUUUGGAAUGUCUCGUCAAGAGGAAGGUGGCGUGUAUUCAUCAUCUGGCUUGAAGCAGAUUCCUAUUAAAUGGACAGCACCCGAAGCUCUUAAUUAUGGGAGAUACAGUUCUGAAAGUGACGUGUGGAGCUUUGGCAUCUUCCUCUGGGAGACCUUCAGCUUAGGGAUCUGUCCAUACCCUGGAAUGACAAACCAGCAAGCGCGAGAGCAAGUGGAGAGAGGAUACCGGAUGGCAGCCCCUCAGCACUGUCCAGAAGAUAUCGCUAAAAUUAUGAUGAAGUGUUGGGAUUAUAAGCCUGAAAAUCGCCCUAAAUUCAGUGAGCUUCUGAGAGAGCUCGAUAUCAUCAAGAAGAAAAUCACAUAGUCACAGAAGCAUGCCACGCUUGCCUUCAGGACCCUGUCCAGCAGAACAAUACUGUUGUUCUCAUUAACAAUGAGCUUAUACCACAUUACCUGCAGCCAUCUUCUAAGGUUAUUUUUUUAUUAACUGGGGUUUUUAAAAAUAUGUUCCACUUUAAAAUAUGUCAAUCAAAUUUAUUCAAGAAAUAGUCCUACCAAGGGCUUUAUGAAUAAUACUGCCAUUUCAGGCCAUUGUAAAUAAGAAAGCACAGGCUCUAAAUGUGUGAAAGAAUUUUUAAAAAUCUGUCUUUGUAACAUGUAGGGCCACUGAUGUUUCUCAAAGGUUUUCUACUUCAGGCACAGUUCACAGGCUGCUGUCUUUGCCAUAGACCUACUCAGUUGGUGCUAUAAACUGCAUUGGUAAUAUAUGUUUGCAGGAUACAUUCCAACCACAGGGCUUUCUACUCUGCCAAGGGAUCAUACCUUUGAAUAUAACCUUAUUAUAAUCUUGUGUUGGGAAUUACUUGGAUCUCCAAAGGUUUUUCUUUUCUUUUUUAACCAGAAAAAAACUCAGUAAGAGCUAUCUUGCUCUUGCAUUAUUAAAGUUGUUGUUUUCCUCCUCCUCAGUCUGAGCAUCAGAAAAUGAUGCAUGCAGUAUCCCCAAAGAACAUGUGGUUAGUGUUUAGGCAGCUGCUUUUAAAGGAUGUUACAGAGAGCUGGACAGCAAGAACCAGAUGUGACCAGGUGGGCCAUCUGGGAGAAAAAAGACAGCUAGCAUGCUCAUCAGAGUAGAGAACAGAGACGUAAAAUCUGCCUUCUUAUCAGACAUGUUCCUUUGUAAACACAUACACAUCCACCUAUCCCUUUUAUGUUUUCUACAUUCAUCCAAAAGGUCUGAAGGGAUGUUCCAUGAUUUCAUGGAUCCCUUUUAAUGGCAACAACAACGAAAAAUUCUUUCAGAAACACUACAAUAUACAAUUCACAGAAAUAACGAUGUAUUUCUAGUUGAGUAUCUUCAUUUUAGAGGAAGUACCCUAGAGUGUAAUUCCCUUCAUUUGUACCAGUUUUCAGAGCUAUCAUUCCUGACUUUUGUUCAUAAACACAUUCAUGUGCACCGGCACACACACACACCUGAAGAGCAAGGCAGGAGCCUCUGAAAUAGAAGGUUCAGAAGUCAAGUAAAUGUUAACGAGAACAAGACCUGGGGAUGGCCCUCCUGCUUCCACAUUUCCCCUUCAUUUGCCCUUACACUGCUCCCUGGAAGUCUUUAUCAAUAGCUGACAGGUCUUCAGGCACAGUGCUUAUGAUGUUUUAUAUAGAUAAAAUGUAACACAGAGUUGAAACUAGGAUUCUGUUGUGCUAAAUCUUAGUUGCAUGCAAGGAGUUCCCAUGACCAUAUACAGUCGCCUCUCAGGAUAAAUGCAUGUGCAGGACAUGGUCAUGCUCAGGGGUAACUGUGGCCUGAAAGCCUUUUUUAAGUGCUCGGGCCUGUGCCCACGUAAGCAUCACUUUGGGGAUGAUUUGUCUGUGUCACUGGAAAAGCUUAAGGGACAGAAAAUUCCUCUGCCUUCUCCAGGUAUUUGCUGCAUGUGAGUAUCAUUGUGCAGAACUCGCACCACUCAUUAAGGGUAUAGAUGGGGAUACCGAAGAGAAAAAUGGCUUGUGUUUCUCAUUUCAAUCUCUGCAAAUUUUGUACACAUUUACUGAUUAAUGCAUUCAGACUAAAAUGAAAACAUAAUAAACUUGUCAUCAAAAGUAUAUUACAACAUAUAAAGCAACUUCUUUUUAAUCAGCCUGGUUCUCCCUCAGGUCAAGUAUUGUAAAGAAGAGGAAGUAUUUUGAUGGCAUGCACCAUCGUAAAUCAAAGCACAGACUCAUGAAUUAAGAUUGUCAGCUUUCAAAUGUAAAAGUAGAAGAGUUCUGUUUCUUUCAGUGUUUCCAGGUGAAUCUGUUUGUAGUGUUCCUUAUUUGCUAAAAAGAUAAAAAAGAAAGCGUCUCAUCACUUAGCAGCCUUGGCACUAAGCUCUUAUCGUAGAAAGAGAAUGAUGGUUUGGGCUUUAAUUUUGUGAACAAGACCUGAAGCUUAAUCCUUGCAUUCUGGUAUAAAGAGUGAACGUGGCAUUGAUAUUUCACUCAUCCAGGCUAUUAGAAUUUGCAAUUCACAUCAUAACUCUGUGCUUAAAUUAAAAAAGCUUUUCAAAAACAUCAUGACAUCUGCAGCAUUUAAAUUCUAUUUUAUUCUUUGUCCCAAAGCAAGCAGUGGUACAGUUCAAGAUUAAUAACUCAUUGGGAGUCUUUUGGGAUCGUAUCAGUUUUAUGGAAUAUUAAAUUUAAUAUAGGCACAUGCAUUAAGAAAGGCUUAUGCAAACCAUUUUUAGUGUUAAUUUUGUCAUGCUUGAAGCAUAAUUUAUUCAUCCCUUCUGUCACUGAUAAUUAUUGGAAUUAUGUACUUUAGGAAGCUAAUCCAUGCCCAAAAAGCACACAUGUAAAUACUAAUUUGAAUUUGCAAUUGAUGUAGGAAAAGGAGGCUUCAGAACUGCACAAAAUCCUGUGACUUGUUUGGUAAGAAAACAAUUGCAACCAACCAAAUUGCCACCAAUCUGGAUGUAAUUAAGUCCAGUCACAAAUCUUUGUGUUAUUAAUGGAUUAUCCAAGAGUUGCAUGUAUCACUAAGGCACAGCUCCCCUCAUAAUUCCUUGAAUUAAUGGCAGGGGAACUAAGGCAGUCUGACUUCUCCUGCAUUUUUCUACCUUGACUCACCCAGGAGCCUUUAUGAAACAUACUUAGGUAGUGCAUCAUUUUUUUCAGGGAAAUAACUUUUUAAAUCAAUUUUUUAUUCUAUGUAAUCUAAGGUAACUUAUCAAAGUCAACAUACUCUUUUCCCAGAAAUGUAAUAAAAAACAUUUCAGGUCUUAUUUAAAUUUUCAGAAACUGAGGCUGUAUUUCAGCUCAUCCUGCUACAAGGUCCCCCUGGAAAGUCUCAUGUAAUUAUCUCUCUUAUCUCCCAAAUUUGACAUGGGUAAUAAAGUUCCCCAUCCAUGUUUGACCAUUGUCUCACAAAUACAGUGUCGGAGAAAUAUUUACUAGCAGAUCAGUGUAACCCAAAAGCCUAAUUGUUUUAAGUAUCAGUAAGCACAUUUCACAGUUGUUUUUUACCAUAGGUUUAUUUUGGAAAGAAACCAAAAUGCCUUGUCGUUGAAAUAGUUUUAAUUUUAAGUAACAGUAUGAUUUUCCUGUCUGCUUCUAUUUUAUCAUACAAUUUUAAGAAAUUUAGUUAGUGCCACUCAAAUAUCUUUUAUAAUGCUGGUGUGAAGAUGUGUCAAGAACAAAAUGCUUUAGUUAUAAAAUGUGCCACCCACUGAGGAACUUGUAGCGGGAUAAACAAAACUCAGAAUGGACAAAUAUGUCUCUGAAUUGUACAUCAAUGUUGUUCAGAGUUAUCUCAGCUGGACCACUUCAUAAUUUUUGUGAGUCAUUAGAUAUUUUAGAAGUGUUACCUGGUAUUCUAUUUUGUAUACUGUUUUGUGGCCAUCUGUCAUUUGAAGUGAAAUUAAUUGGUGUCUUCUGAAAAGGGCUUGUUUGCCUCAGCGCCUUACCUUUUACACACACUUCUUUUAUGUACUGCUGACAUUUCAGAUGUUUCCUAACAGAACUGGCUGCCUACUAGUAGUGUUCUGGGUUACAGAAAGACUUUCAUGUUUGGAGGUCAGGACCCUCGCAUAAAACAUGGUUCUGCAAACUAAACAGAACAACAAAGAGAAGAGAUUGAAAGACAUGUUUUCUUUAUGUAUUAAUAUCUUAAAUGGAAUCAAAGAUUUUAUAUGAAAGUAAGUUUAUGUUUCCACUUUAUUAAGUUAGCAUGAAAGUUUACCAUUAAAGUGUUACCUCUUCUAUUACUGAUUUGCUUACACAUACUAGAAUUGUUUUAUUAAAUAUUUUAAUUUAUUUUUCUCUGACUGGAUUAGUUUCAUAUCAACUCUGAACACUACAUUUGAGAGAAUUCAGAACUACAUAUUUAUUUUGCAAAGGAAGACAACUAGUUUUAAAAGUCAAGAUUUCUUGUACCAAGAUUACCUACUUGAAGGAAUUAUUGGUACAAAUUUAAAGUCUCAUAAAAUUCUCAUUUAAAAAAUGAUGCUUUUACAGAAAGUGUAAACUCUAUAGCAUAGCCAUAAUUCAACUUUAAACAUUUAGUACCUUCUGAAAAUCAUCCUGCUGCCUCAUACUGAUUCAGAGAUUAAAUUCUGAGUUGUUAGAAGUGUAAAUGCCUACACAAGAAUCAUUUAGCUGCCUAAUAAGGACUGAGAUUCCUCAACAGUAGAGAUGUCCUGCUAUGCUAAACUCUUAGUCACUUUAAACUGCACAAGAGGAAUGCACCUGGGCCUCAGUGUACGUGUUAAUGAGAUACUGAGGCAAGCUUGCACGUGGCAAAAGAGGGAAGAACUAGUUAUUCUAAGCAAGAUGGGGCAGCCUACAGAGAAGGUGGGAAGAUUAAAGUGGAACAAAGAUUUGGACAGUGUCACUUUGAAGCCAGAGGAAAACAGUGCUAUGAGGCCACAUCCUUUCCUACAAAAAAUAAGAUCCCUGGAGCCAAAAGAGGCAAAAUGUCACCUGCCAGUCAGUGUGUAGCCCUUUUCUUGCACUGACCAAAACCCUGUUCCUUGCAUCAGGAGCAGCUCAGAGAUACUGCUGCUCUGGGGGACAUUUCCACUCAUCAUCCUCCACUUACAUGUUCAAACUUUUUUCAAACUCUUUACACUUGCAUUAAUUAUAUUUACUAGUUCUUAAACCAAGAUACCUGGUUAUUCAUACUUUACUAGAAAUCUUUGUUUAGAGUGAACUUAAUGUGGACUAAAGUCUUCUGUUUGAAAAGUCGCACUUUGCAUUUUGACUGUUGACCAAAUGGUUCCUCCUAGUUACCCACAGCGGGACUUUACAGUGUGGAGGUCUACUCUAAUAAAACAGAAUUCAGCAGGGAAUAGGAAAAUACAAAUUAAGUGUACCUAAUUGAGGUUACAUUUGAGGGAAAGAAAUCUUAGAAACAUCCUACAGCCAAUUGGAAGACAGCACAGCUAGGUAAGACCCAGGACAGAGGAAGGAUGGGAGAUGAAAGCCUAACAGCACCAGGGCAGAAUGGUGCAGGGCUGACCUGCCCACAGAAGCAUGCAGUACUUACUAACGGGAGCUGCUUCUCAGAAGGGCAUUUGAGGAGCUUCGUGCGUGCUAUUAAGGAUUGCAUGCCUCUCAGUUCUCUGCAGUACUUUCCCAAAGGGCACUACACUGGAUAUGGGUUUGGUUUCCUUAUGCUCCCUCUCAUCUCUGUAAGCAGCCGCUGUUGCAUGAGUGGCCUUUGCUCUGUUUUUCUGUAAGGUUGCAGUGAUGGUGAUGCAGCCCUUCCUCAGUUAAAUGGUAGCUGAGUACACAUUAUGUGUAGGGUGGCCAGUACUGCAAGAAAACUGUGAAUAUUCUUAUUUUUCAUUUAUUACUGGUAUAUCUUGUAGUAUAACACAUUUAGUUACUCUCUUGCCAGCAAACUUGUAAGGACCCCAAAUGAAAAUAUUUGAGAUUCAUUCUAAAUUCAGUCUUAAGUUUCUAAACUAGCUUUCCAGUCAUGAUCAUUGGAACCAGCAAGAUGCAAAGUAAUAAAGUUUUAGGUGAUAAAAAUGACUCUGGUAGCAGAAUUUUAUAUUUUCCUUCAGUUUUAUUUAUUCAUGUCAGGUACACAGAACACUGGAAGAGCUCAUUUUUCUGGUAUUUAUUUUUUACUUCUGGUUAUUAUUUCCUUCCUUCAUCUUCAGUUUCCUGAUCUUUUGUUUUAAACAAACAAAAAGGUUAUCAGCAGCUUGUAUUGAAUAACAUCAUAAGUAGCCCUAACUAAAGUUUCCUCUCCUUAGGCGCUCAGGGCCCCUGCCUUACAGGACCGCUCAGGCACCCACUCACCGAGGCUGCCUGUGCACUCAGUAAGUGACCACCUUCUUGUUUUACACAGCUGAGCGUGCAAAGAUCUGGUUGUAGCCCUUGCUGCAGAGAUAGCAUGAGUGGGUGGCAGGUUUGUUACAUGAAUGGCAUUGUUAGUGGAGGCUUUGAGACAUGCAAGGCUACUCUGAAGAUGUGUCCAGGGGGGCAGCCUGUUGUCCUGUUAAACUGGUCAGGUGACUUUCUACCCAUCCCAAAGCAGUCCUGAAACACUAAUUACCUUCACUCCCUGGUCAGAUUCAGUUUUUUUCCAUUUCAUUAUUUUAUGCCAAUUUUUUUAUUAAUUCCUUCACUUUCCUAUAAGCAAAUGUCUGAAAGUAUUUCAUUUAUGCAGUAUUCAUAGCUUCAAUAAAAACAGCAAAUACAAAAUCUUAAAUCUCAGACAAGCCAAUCUACCAUAAUCUGAAGACCCCAGAGCAAUACUGCAUUACUUCAUCAGCUCUACAGUUCCCCAAAACAGAGCCUUCCUAAAAAACCAAACAUCACAUUUUUUACUUAUGUGUAGGGAAUGUUUUUAGUACUGGAAUAAGGGCCUUCUAAAUGCCCCCCAAAGCAGAUUGUCAAAUAACAGUGAGAAGCCAGAUUUCAAACUAUAAGCAUCAAAGCAGACAGCAGAAACACCACUUUCCCCUUUCUGUCAGUUAAAAUGCCCCUGCAGAAACUACCACUUAAGCAGCUCACCCAGGCAUACGACAUCAGACUGUAUUUUAAAAGCGCAGGUCAGAUACCAAUGGGCUGCAUCAGACAGGAUAGAUAUAAAAUGGCACUAAGAAGGAAAUCCCCACACCACAUUGGAGCGACAAAAAUAUGAAUACAAAAAAAAAAUUAUGUGAUUCCAAACUCACUAGUAUUUUCUUCAUGUAGCACUUGUCAAAUAAUACAACCUCGAAGUCUCAUGUGAGUAGUCUGAACAAUCUUCAAAGGGAAAAAAGCUUCAUCCCCCACCUCCAGUUGAGGCCCACGUGUUUAAAUGCCCUGAAUUCAAAAUCUUAAGAGUCUGAGAGGAAAUUUGGGAUGUAUAUUCUACGUGAAAAAAUUACCCUGGCAGUCUUUGCCAGAUUACCAGUCCAUGCUGUUUUUGUAAAUCCUGAAAGGGGAAAAAAAGUCAGACAUCUUCUUACAUAGGAAUUUUCCUCUUACAAAUUACUUAACUUUUGUAGAAAUAGAUUUACCUUCCUGCUCUUAAGAAAUGCCAGACUAGUAUACAAAAACAGAGGGUGAGGUGCCCAGAACCAUGGUUGACAUACCUAUGAAUGUUUUCUCCUAACCCAGAGUGCAGCAGGUUUUGUAUUUAGGGUAUUGGGUGCGGUGGAGACCCCAUCCCUGCCAGGCAGAAUCGCUCUCCAGCUGCAGUUAGAAGACUGAAUCCACCAAAGGUCUCAUCCCAACAACAGGGAUUGUCAUAAUUCCUCCUGAGAUUCUAGACCUUUCACAUCUGCAGCAUAUAGGAUAGAUACACAUUCCAAAGGAAUUCACUAGUUUUGUCUUUAGUUUCAAAAAGAUUGAGUCCAUGAAGAUUCACUGCAUUUCCUUCAAGAAUAUUUUAUAGAUUCUAAAUUCAAUCCUAAACACAGAUUCUGAGAAUCAAAUAAAAAUCAAAGAUACAGGGGAACUUCAUUCUCAUAACUAAAAUGGCCAAAGAAGAAAAACUCCUAUUAUUCUGUGUUCACUUGAACAUUUCACUUUGCUAAACAACAUGUUAGCUAUCCAAUUUCAUCCUGUCAAGGUGGAAUGAUGACAGGAGCAUAGAACCAAUGGGCCAUUUCUAGUACUUAUUCUCCUUCAUAAACCAUUGAGAUUUCUCAUAAGAAAUGGCUUCUUUAGUAAGACACCUGUAGGUUUUAUGUUUAUGUCUAAACAUAACAAUUUAGAUGGCCUCACUGAGCAGCUGAGUAAAGCGGGGAUUGGUGGUGCGUACUCUGCUGACUUUAUGUUACCAUUUGUACUUUUUGGUUUGGUUUGGUCUGGCUUCUGGUAAGGGCCCUAAAAGAGUAGAAGACUCUCAGGUCAUUUUUUUUGUGAUUACAAAUGGUUAAGAAAAGCAAAGUCUGAUAAAUACAAGAGAAGUUAAUGAAGUUGUCCAAGUCCCAUGAACAGCUCGAACUUGUUUAGGAGCCUUGACAAAUUGAAAGCAAAGUCAAGACAUACAAAUGGUGCCUAUCGUGUGACUGUGGGAAGGCACUACCGUUUUCCUAGUACAGGCCCACAGCACGUGGCUAUGAAAUACGACUUUUCCAAUUUCUGACUCUUCCCUUUCCUAGAAGGUGAACUUAGGGUGAUGAAGAGGGAGGGGGGCCUGUUCCCGGGUAUGUCCCAUCUGCAGGCAGCCUGGUGAGCAAAGCACUCCUGUGACCAACAAAGUUUUCUUUUAGUGCCAGUGUGUGGUCAUUUAAUGUCAUGUUGAAGCACCUUUAAUCUUUUUUUGUUGUUUUAAAAUAAUAUAUUUGUUAAGUAGAUAAAAGAAACACUGGAAAAUUGGGUGCUUCUUCUAGAAAGUUCAAGUAUAAAACAUACAAACAUCAUCUGAGUUUAUCUGGCUUUGUAAACAAGUCUGAAAGUGAAAGCUAACUAUGUAAAGCAGGUAUCUGUCUUUUAUCAGUUUUUAACUGAGACCUGUAUUUAACAUUUAUUUAUUAGUUUUUACAUUGAGAAAAAUUCCACUUUGGAUUUUGGCUAACAUUGUAGGAUGUUUAAUUGCUUCCCCCAUUUUUAAAAUAUGACUUCAUCACUUUUGUAAACUUAGACCAUUUUUGAAUAGCCUCCUUUUCCAAUAGACCGAUCACCACUCAUGAGUCUGCAGAACCUCUUUUUUUGUAUUCUUAUAAUAAAUGUAAAAUAUUUGUAGCAAA
Molecule: messenger RNA, 12097 nt
Organism: Cavia porcellus (domestic guinea pig)
Lineage: Eukaryota; Metazoa; Chordata; Mammalia; Rodentia; Caviidae
Gene: Fer
Product: FER tyrosine kinase
Exons: 20
Coding region: 829-3297 (822 amino acids)
Biological process (GO): chemotaxis; Fc-epsilon receptor signaling pathway; peptidyl-tyrosine phosphorylation
Molecular function (GO): non-membrane spanning protein tyrosine kinase activity; ATP binding
Source: RefSeq, a predicted model, not a curated record